ACUUCUACUUCAUUUUCCUCAAGUAAACUUUUAAGUGACGUAAGCUCAGGAUUUAGCGAUACUACAAAUGAGAUCUGGCAAAGAUUUUGGCUGUCUUCUGAAAAUGCCUUUAAUAGUAAUGAUGAUAUUUGUGGAGGUGCUUCUUAUGACGAACCUUCCCUUUGGAACCAAGCAGUUAUUGGUCGUGCUAGUGUUUUAUUACAAGAUAAUUCCAAAAUUGGAUCAAUUAUAAAUAAUAUAAAUGAUUAUCAGAACAGUCAAUUGAAAGUAUUUUCAGCUUCAACUGCAAAAAAUACCGAUAUUUAUACUGACGAUAAUGCUCAAAUAGCUUGGGUCUUCAUUGAUGCUUAUCAACAAACUCAAAAUCAACAAUACCUCGAAGCUGCUAAAUAUAUCAUGAAUUUCCUUCAAAAUCAAACCAUUAAUGGUGGUGUGAUCUGGCAAUACCAAGCUGAUUAUAUUGCAUCUAUUUCUACGGUGGAAGCUGCAUUAGCUGCGGUAAGAUUACAUGAAAUAACAAAUGACGAUUCAUUAAUUGAAUAUGCACAAAAAAAUAUGGAUUUCAUGUUCCAAUAUUUACAAGACCCAAGUGAUAAAUUAUUUUAUGAUGGUUUAAGUCAAUCUGAUUAUAGUGAUGUUAAUAAGGGGAAAUUAUCUUAUACCGUUGGAUGUGCUUUAAGUACUUUAGCAUAUUUAUAUAAAGACACUGGUAAUAGUUAUUAUAAGAAUCAAGCAACCGAAUUAGCAGAUGCUGCAACCAAUAAAAAUGGUGCAUUUUAUGAUGGUAAUGGUCUUUGGAAUAAUCAAUUACAAUAUGAACAUUUGCUUUUCAUGGGAUUCAGUGAUAUAAUAAACCUGGAUUCAGAUUUUGAAUCAUAUACUUCCGAAGUUCUAAGACAGGCUAAUUAUAUUUAUAAUUAUUUACAAGAUCCAAAUGAUUUAAAUAUGUAUUUUGGACUGAUUGAUUCAAGUACUCAAUCAAUGUUUUCAAGAUAUAGUAAAGCAUAUACUGGGGGUGGUGAUAGUUUUAGUGGUGACAAUAAUUAUUGUCCUGGAUCAAGUACUAAAAUUAAAAAGUCCUUCAUGGAUAAUGCUUCAAUUGCUCAAAUACUAUAC
Molecule: messenger RNA, 1116 nt
Organism: Hyphopichia burtonii NRRL Y-1933
Lineage: Eukaryota; Fungi; Ascomycota; Pichiomycetes; Serinales; Debaryomycetaceae
Product: Six-hairpin glycosidase
Exons: 1
Biological process (GO): carbohydrate metabolic process
Source: RefSeq, a predicted model, not a curated record